Molecule: messenger RNA, 1258 nt
Organism: Fundulus heteroclitus (mummichog)
Lineage: Eukaryota; Metazoa; Chordata; Actinopteri; Cyprinodontiformes; Fundulidae
Product: DNA repair protein XRCC4
Exons: 8
Coding region: 138-995 (285 amino acids)
Biological process (GO): double-strand break repair via nonhomologous end joining; response to X-ray; positive regulation of ligase activity
Cellular component (GO): nucleus; DNA ligase IV complex; DNA-dependent protein kinase-DNA ligase 4 complex
Molecular function (GO): DNA binding
Source: RefSeq, a predicted model, not a curated record
ACAGCGGAACGAGAUGAAGGGAGAAGGCGAGCUGUCAACGUGAGUGUGCGAGAAUUAGCCACAGUUAUAUUUAGAACCUGCAGCGUUUGGACUGUGCAACAAUUAACUUGUGCCUGCAUUAAAGUAAAACGAGAGACAUGAGCGGCACAAUUCGACAGAUUACUCUGAACCCAGGCAAUCCCUACUUCCUGAGAAUUGACUGGGCUGUGGACCUGGGCGCUGGGUUCACGCUAGCGCUCACCGACGGAAGCUCGGCAUGGAUCGGAGAAGUUUCAGAGGAUGAGGUGACAAGAGAAGCCCUUAACUUGGGAGUCCUGAGGGAGAAAUAUGUUGGGGAUCUUCUUCAAGCUCUAACAAAAAGUGAAGAAAGAGAAGGAGGAAGGAAAGGAGAGGGCAAAGAGGAGUAUUCUUUUUACCUCACCCCCGAUCACAAUCGUCUUUCAUACCAGAAGAUCUGUAACAGCAUUUCGGUAGACUUGGGCUCUGUGGAGCUCCAGCCAGCUCCAGACCCUCUGGAGUUGAUCCGAGAGAUGAUCGGCAAAUCUCUGCAGCACAGCACAGAUCUGGAGAUGGAAAACUCAAGGCUGUUGGAGGAGAACCGUAGACUGAGACAAGAUCACCAGCGAAUACUGAAAGAGCUGGAGCAGCAGGUUAAAGAUAAGGAGAUGUUAGAAAAGGAAAUGUAUUCACGUUUUGUCAUGGUUUUGAACGAGAAGAAAGCCAAGAUCAGAGGCCUGCAGGGUACUGUCCGGCAGCUCAGCCACACUGAAGACCAGCAGAGGGAUGAAGAGAGACGACAAAGUGACAGUGAAGCAUCUCAGAGGGAAGAUGGCAGUCAUCCAUCUCAGGAGUCAACUAUCCUCAUCACAGGUUGUAGUUUAGCUUCACAAGGCAUCUCUAUCGAUCAAAGUUUUUCCAAUGAUGAAGACAGAGAGCCCAGACGGAAGAGAUGGUUGCCUAACAAUCCUAACAUAGGCUCUUCUGAAGAGCAGUAACGUUCAUGUGUCUUCUGGAGCUGAUUGUGUCACCUCUAAUAAAAUGGACAACAUGGCUGGGAAUCUAGAAACGGAUUAUGGAUGUGGUUCUUCAGGAUUUGGUUUUACUGGCUUCCCCCAGCUAAUUUAUUGCUGCCUAUAAGUUCAGCACUUGUACGGUGUAAGAAUGAAGGAUCUAAGUUCCCCACUAGGGGUAAACCAACCACUUACAGACCAAAACUUAUUUGUUAAUGUUUUUGUAUUUUUUUUUUGCUUUUCUGUUU